Lepisosteus oculatus (spotted gar) is the source of this 2961-nucleotide messenger RNA. Its product is annotated as lanC-like protein 3. Gene Ontology annotation, biological process: peptide modification; carbohydrate metabolic process. The record is from RefSeq and is a predicted model, not a curated record. Gene Ontology annotation, cellular component: plasma membrane. Lineage: Eukaryota; Metazoa; Chordata; Actinopteri; Semionotiformes; Lepisosteidae.
ACGUCUCUGAGCGCAGCAGCCUUCUGCGCGUUUUUAUUUUGUACCUGGCUUGUUAUUGCUAGUCUGCCUUUCUUAAACUCAAACCUCCUCAUUUGUUAUAUACUGAAAUUUUCAGCACAUAAAAAAGGAAACAUUUGUUAAUCCGAAAAUAGCUCUGAACGGCAUUUGCUUAAGUUUUUUUUUUUUGGUCAGCAUUUUGUGUUACAUUUGUUCAUUCAUUCUGUGAUGGAAACGAACCGUUGCUUUGCCAACCGGUUCGAUGAUUACAAAGGUGCUUUACUGACAGGGCAGGGCAAGGAGGCUGUGGUGCCCAUAGUGAUUAGCACUAUCGAGAAGAUUAUUAAGACGGUUCCCAUUGCCACCGAUCCAAGUGACUGCCUCGAUGGGGGUCUGUAUGACGGUCCGGCGGGGGUGGCAUACAUGUUAUACUACGUCUCCGAGUGUCCUAUGUUUGCCCCGCAAAGGGACAACUACCUGAAAACAGCGAAGCGAAUCAUAGAUGUGUACGUGCGGUCCGUUGAUGCCGAGCCAGAUAAGAACAUGCGAGCUGCCUUUCUCCUUGGGGGAGCGGGUAUCUACGCAGUCGCAGCGAUGGUGUACAAAGCCCUGGGGCUGGCGGACUUUGUCAAGCCCCUCACCAAAUUUCGGAACCUCUGGGAGGUGUGCGCGCCCCUCACCUUCCUCGAAUGCGGCUCCGAUGAGCUUUUUGUUGGAAGAGCGGGUUAUCUGUGCGGCGCUCUAGUUCUUAAACAGAAUCUGGGAAUAGAGGUAUUAAGUCCAGAGCAGAUCAAAGCAAUCUGCCAGGCUAUAAUUGAAUCUGGAAAGCAGUAUGCAAGGAAGAAAAGAAAGCCUUUUUCUCUCAUGUAUUCCUAUUAUGGCACAGAAUACUUAGGUGCUGCUCAUGGGCUCUCCUCCAUCCUCCAGAUGUUACUGUCAUACAGCGAGUUCCUUCCAACAGGGGACCGGGACCUGGUGUGGCAGAGCGUGGACUUUCUGAUGAACCAGGAGCAGAACUGUAACUGGCCAGCUGAACUGGGGGCCAUGAUUGAGCGUGAGAAUGAGUUGGUCCACUGGUGUCAUGGGGCUCCAGGUGUUGCCUACCUGUUUGCCAAAGCCUACCUAAUUAACAAGAAACCGCGGUAUCUGGACACGUGUAUUCGCUGUGGGGAGAUGGCCUGGCAGAAGGGGCUGCUGAAGAAAGGCCCAGGGAUUUGUCAUGGAGUGGCUGGUAGUGCCUACGUCUUUCUACUGUUGUACAGAUUGACUGGUAACUCCAAAUACAUCUACAGGGCACAAAGAUUUGCAGAAUUCCUGUUUUCUGAUGAAUUCAGAGCAGGAUCCUGUUCUGUUAACAGUAUUUACAGCCUCUUCGAAGGUCUUUCUGGAACAGUGUGUUUUUUGGUUGACCUUAUUCAGCCCGAGAAGUCUGAAUUUCCUCUUUUCAGUGUGUUUGUGUAGAUCCUUUACUGCCAAUUGAGCAAUGCGCAUUACAGGCAUCUCAGAGAGUAAUAUAUUCCUAAUUUUUUCUGUCAGUCAAACAGCAUAACCUGUUGUUCUAGUUUUGUUUUUUUAUGGUUGUUAUCCAUGUACCAACAUUGCACAGCUCUUUUGGAUAUGUCUUGAAUGCACAUGGGUGUUCAGUUUUAAAGUGUUUGUACUACCCUUCGGUUAUGAUUCAGAGGACACCACUUCGCAGAAGAUGUUAGUGUGAAUCUAGCUAGGAUGAAAAGAAAUUAAAGUACUGUAAGUAAAAUCACUUGAUAUGGGGGAAAAUGUUGGACUGUCACCUAUGUUUGUAAGAUGAGUUAUCAAAUGCACUAUGUUUAAGAAACAUUAAUUGUUGUUGUUUGCUUCUUUUGAUAUAAUAGGGAGCAUGUCAGUACACUAGAUAAUGUUACCAUUUCAGUGCAAUAAGAAAAAGGCUUUUUAUUGAUCAGUGCGGUUAGCACUCUAGAGUCCCAGGACUUGUAAGGGGAAGUUUCUGUUCAUUCCUCAGUGUGUUCUGGUAUCAGCCCCUUGCUAUCCGUUCUCUUUUCUGUGAUGUUUUUAAGUGGUUAGAUGACCGUGACAAUGGAUAGCUGUGAUUUUAUUGCACACUAAGGCACUUUUUUUGGCUGCCAAUUUAAAGAAAUGAGUUGACUGUAAAUAAUUUUUCAAAAGCUUCUCACUAAUGUUGUGACUGUGGUAAAGUAAAAACCAGCAACAUACAGUAGUGUUAUUAAAUUAAUUAAUGUAAUAUGUGUCUUUGUAAAGGAAAGAUGUCUGAACUUGACCAGUUCUGUGAAGAGUGCAAAUAUUUAUUUCUUUAUGUCAGGAAACCUCUAGAAAUCCAGAAUCCUGAGGAUAUUGGAACCUGUCUACUGCCCUUACUUCACAGGGAACUACCCAUAGGCUGCUCUUGAUGCGUAUGGGACAAGGUGGGAGUACAGCAUGGAUGGUUCAAGUUAAGGAACACUUUAGAGACACUGAUUAACUUAACAAGCUGUCUUGAAUAGUGGAGGAAACUGGUGCACCAACACAAAUGCAAGGAGACCGUAGACUGUAUUAUAGGUCAGAUUGCAAUACAUGCAAAUGUAUAUUGUGCCGGCUUGUCUCUAUGAAGAGGGUAGUUCUUAGUAUGGAAUUUAAUUCUGAGUCUAUUCUACCCAGUUUACAGCUGCUCAAAGCAGUCGUGUGAAAAAGUACUGAUUUUGGAAUUCUGUAAUGAAAUUAAAUCCUACAGUUAUCCUAAAAGCAGAGAUGUUACAUUUGUGUCUCAAGCUCAGCACUCACUUUUAAAUGCCAGGUGUCUGUAUAAACAAACAGAUAUUCACACUGUUUGGCUGCUUAUUUAUUAUGCUUCUUUGUGUAUUUAUGCUUUAUAAUAAGUUUUAUUUACCAUUUAUUGAAAGAAACGAAAGAUGUACAAUUCUGUGUGAAUUUGUUUGCAAUGAUCAAUUACAAUGCAGUUAUUUUUCAGCA